UGCUUGAAGACACGAUAAAGUUUGCAUUCCAGUGGGUUUUUAAAUAUUUGGCCAUUUUGGCGCUCGAUACGUCGAGCAGAGGAAGCUUCACUUUCGUAAACAUUGACAAAAUUUGUUGAAUUUUAAUCGCAAAAUUCCAAGUUCGCCAAUAUCUUCCAGAAUUGCACUGAUGUUGUGAGCACAAUGGAAGGCGGAGAGAGCAAGAAAACAGUCCCGUACUUCGUGAUCAAAGUCAACGACGACGGUACGAUCACCCAGACGCGGCAAACUGCCCCCAUGGCCACAACCAAACCGCACAUCAUCCGCACCCCCGAGAAGCGGGCCAAAGACGCCAGGUCCCUCUCCAUCGAGCAGAAGGGCAGCCUCGGCUCGUCCACGAUCAAGAUCCAUGAAUCAGUCAGCACGGACCCUUCGAUGCUGAGCAAUGUGCUCGUUGAGGCAGAGCUGCCCUCCUCCAAGAGCACAAAGCCCCUCGUCGUGCAAAGUAAAGUCACUGCUAAGCAAGCAACCCUGGUGAGGAAGUCGCUCGGUCUGCCGAGGAUCAAUGUACCUUCGAAGCUGGUCCUCGUCAACCCUGGAAGCACAGGGAACCCGACAAGCGCUGCUGGGCCUCAGAUUAUUAAGAUCCAGCCCCAAACGAGCACCGUGAGGCAGUUGAUGCCGAAGCAGUCGAGAAAGACGCCUCUGACAGCCCGAACCACUGAUGCCGCUAUUACCGUAGAGGAGGAUCAGGACAAAGGUUCCGGCGGCCAGGGCAUCAUCAUCCAGGUGACCCCUUCAGCCUCAGCUCCGCAGGCUAAAGUGAAGGUUACUGCGCAGAAAGUUUCAGCGCCAGCCGUUGUGAAGAAAACGAAAGCAGAACAAGGAACGUCGGGAGUGCAGAUCAUCAAAACUGUGCAGGAAAUCAAACCGAAAGUCUCCCCUGUGGUGCGGCAAGUCGUCAAACAGACAAUGCCUGUUACCAAAUCCUCCACCACUGUGCCCAUCCCUUUACCAAUCAAGGGAGCCAACUCACCUAUGAAAGUGGUGAUUGUGAAGGAGGGAAUGCAGCAGCCAAAACCGAUAGCGCCCAAGCCGAUGCCUAUGACCAUCUCUUUGGUGCCGCCGCCGCAAGUGACCAAAUCUGUUUCUGCCGGCACCUCCACCCUCAGCAGCAGCGGUGGCCCUGUGAAAAUAGCGCCCGCCCCAAAGGCAGGCCAGGCGACGACUCAGAGGGUCGUGCAGAUCAUGCCAGGGCUGAAGAAGGUGAUGGGGCCUGUGAUCAAGCUGCCGGAAAAGGUGCAGACCAUCGCCCCACUCUUGCUGCCAGUAACUGCUGGGGGCCCAAUUAAAGCUGCAGUUAGUGCUGGACCUUCCGGAGUCGCAAUCGCCGCCCCUAAAGCUCCAAGAGGCAGAGGAAGGGGCCGCGGAAGGGGUGCAGCGCAGACCAAAGAGAUUUUGUUGAAACCACCAGAGAAACCCGCAGCUCCUCCUGUAGAAGUUGAGGUGAAGAAAGCCGAGAUUCCAGAGGAGACACCAAAGCCCCAGGAAGAGCCUGCCGCCGUCUCUGCCACAGAAGUGGCAACAGAGGUUGCAGCAGAAGAGCCCAAAGAGGAGCCAAAAGAGGUACCAAAAGAGGAGGAAAAGGAGCCCGAAAAGAAGCCAGUGGGCAGGCGUGGUGGCAAACGCGGAGCCAAGCCCGCCGCCGCCCCUACAAAGGCAGCUGCUGACGAGCCCACCGCGACUGCAGAGCCACCGGAGGCGCCCAAGGUCGAAGAGGCGGCCCCAGAGCCUCCUAAAGAGGAAGAGGCUAAGCCUGUAGAAGCACCGGCUCCUGAUCCUGAACCAGAAGAGACUCCAGCGCCUGCUCCUGCUCCAGUUCUGCCUAAACCGCGUGGACGCCCUAAGAGGCCAGCCCCGGCCCCAGCCCCGGCCCCAGCCCCAGAACCAGUUGUUGAGCCUCCCAAGGAGGAACCAAAAGUUGAGGAACAGCCCGUGAAGGCGGCAGUGCCGGCACCAAGGGGCAGAGGCCGUCCUGCCAAAAAGGCAGCAGCCGAGCCUGAGAAAGCGGUCGCGACGCCGGCCAAGAAAGCGAAAAUCGAGGAUAAGAAGGCGGCUGCAGCAGUAGCAGCAGCAGAGGCUGAGAAGAAGCCUGAAGAGCCCAAGGCUGAAAUCGAGAAACCCGAGGCUGAAGUCAAGAAACCAGAGGAAAAGGAGGAAAAGGUCGAAGAGGCAGAUGCCAAAGUUGAAGAGGCGGAACCCAAAGUGGAAAAGGUAGCAGCCAAAGCUACUAAGAAAGUGACCAAAGCGGUCAAACCUGUGGCUAAGGCAGUUAAACCAGAGGCUAAGGUUGAGAAAGUUGAAAAGCCUGCGGCACUGGAGGAGAAACCAGAGGAAAGGCCCAAGAGGAGAGCACCGGCCGCAGCUGCCGUUGCAGCUUCAACCUCAGCCAAGAAAGAAACAGCGAAGAAAGUUGUAGAAGAGCCCGCAAAGAAACCUGUGGAAGAACCUGCGAAAAAGACUGGUGCCGCCGCGAAGCCAAGUAGAUCUCGUGCCACUGUGGCAGCUGGAAAACUGACGGGCCAUUCUAUUACAGUUCCCGAGGACAAAGCUGACUUGUUCUCCAGGCCUGUGCCUUCUGGCUGGUCUCGAGACGUCAUCCAGAGGAAGUCUGGAAAGUCUGCUGGCAAAUAUGACGUCUAUGUAUUCAGUCCAGACGGACAGAAACACCGCUCCCGCGCGGACAUUCUACGCUACCUUACCCAGAGCAAGGGCAAGUACCCUGGAAUAAAACCCGACGACUUUGACUUUUCGGUGGCAAAGGAAACGCCGCCGCCAAGCAAGCAAAAGGUGGCGAGCCCACCCGAAAAAAGCAAAGCAAAGCCGCCGCCAGCGAAGAGGGCAGCCAAAAGGUCGAACGUGCUGGUCGUCUCGCUGCCGUCGAAGAGAGGGAGGAAGAAGUGAUUCGUUCAGAUCUGACAUCGCAGAAAUGGUACAACUCAAGUUUCCUGGAUUUAUUUAUAGGUGUUGAUUUGUUGCUGCUGGACGCUCUUGGAAGCAUAAUACUUUUAAUUUCAUCACGAUUGCAUGACGUUUUUAACGAAAAGAAUUUUUAAUUGUGCGUUAUUGUAAUUAAAGUGGAACAUUGUGCAAAGCUUAUAAUUAAAUACAUACAUAGUAGAAUAAAGGCAUGUCUUUUCA
Molecule: messenger RNA, 3180 nt
Organism: Cloeon dipterum
Lineage: Eukaryota; Metazoa; Arthropoda; Insecta; Ephemeroptera; Baetidae
Product: titin-like
Exons: 11
Coding region: 184-2943 (919 amino acids)
Molecular function (GO): DNA binding
Source: RefSeq, a predicted model, not a curated record